This is a messenger RNA of Juglans regia (Persian walnut), 2551 nucleotides long. Its product is annotated as protein root UVB sensitive 1, chloroplastic. Gene Ontology annotation, biological process: developmental process; response to UV-B. Bases 498 to 2426 code for a protein of 642 amino acids. The record is from RefSeq and is a predicted model, not a curated record. NCBI's taxonomy places the organism in Eukaryota, Viridiplantae, Streptophyta, Magnoliopsida, Fagales, Juglandaceae. Gene Ontology annotation, cellular component: chloroplast envelope. The transcript is spliced from 4 exons.
UUGGAACAGGAACAAAUUGGGAGGACCGUUAAAGCCCUGGCCAUUGUUUAUCUUCUUCACGAAUUCCCUCUGUUAAACCCUAGCACGAAGACUGUUGGGCAAGUGGAUAGAACGACCGGUGAAAAUGUAUCUCCAGUUUUACAUAAACGAGAAUGGCGACAAAAUCUAUACUACUAAGGUCAUGUGUAUUUACAAUGCAGUGCUUAAGUGUCAGCGUAAAGGAGUACUAAUGCAGUUGAAAAUCUUUGUUCGGUAAUCAAGCUUUAAGAAGUUCUAAGGGCUGAAAACUGUUCUACAUUCUCUAGAGCCAAGUUUGAAAAAUCAAGGCAAGGGAGUGCAAGAAUAACCCCAUUUUCAUCAAAGAAACUCGAGUGGAGAGAUUGCAAUCCCAAGUUGCAAAGGCUGAGCUUUUAUUAGGAGCAUGAUUUCUAGUGUUUUUUUUUAAGCAAAGAGUGAGGAUAAAUGACCCAGCAAAGGGUGGCGGUAUAGUGUGAGAGAUGGACCACGCUUUUAGGGCCACGUGCCUUUCGGGAAAUUUGAUGUCUCCUACCUUAUUAACUCAGCCACCAAGAUGGCCAUUUUUCUCUACAUGUGAAUUGUCACUUAGUUUGAAGUCAUCCCCAUUCCCAUUUCUUGCCAAGGCUAGUGCUAGUGCUAUUGCUCAUGGUCGUGGUUUUCCUUAUAUUAGCCAACAGAUUGAUAAUUUGGAAAAAAACAGGGGCAACCCUUCUCAAUUUCAUUCUCUGUUCCAUCGUCUGCUGCUGGGUGAUAUUAGCUGCUGCUGCUGCAGUGACGACGGCGGCAGCAGCAACAACAACAACAAUAAUGGUGGUUGGAAUAAUCCUUACGGUUCUGAGGGAUCUUGGUGGUGGCAUGACGAUUCUUCACAGUCUCAUUACCCUUUUCUCGUGGUAUUAAUACUCUGCUGGUCCAUGUUAUGCUGCUUCUGGCACUUGCAAUUUGCCAAAUCUGCUCUCGCAAGAACUACUACUACUGGUGCUUUUACCUCUCAGGAGGAGUCUGAGUCAUUGGAGCCACGGUCUGUCUGGGAAGUAAAGGGAGGUGAGUGGACCAAGCUCAUCCCUGAUAAUUAUUAUGAUGCAUACAUUGUUGCCCAACUUGAUACUGGAGCUGGUAUUAGAUUCACUCAAUCCUUCAUCCAAGAGAGGGUAUGGUUGUGCUGCAGAGAUCUCUUUAUGCGUUUGAUGCUCCCAGAAGGUUUUCCACACAGUGUAACCAAUGAUUACUUGGAAUACUCGCUAUGGAGAGGAGUCCAGGGCAUCGCUAGCCAAGUCAGCGGCGUGCUUGCCACGCAGUCCUUGCUCUAUGCCAUUGGAUUAGGGAAAGGAGCCAUCCCUACUGCUGCUGCUGUCAACUGGGUUCUCAAAGAUGGAAUUGGGUAUCUCAGCAAAAUUAUGCUCUCCAAGUACGGGAGGCAUUUUGAUGUUAAUCCCAAGGGAUGGAGGUUGUUUGCUGAUCUUUUGGAAAAUGCUGCUUUCGGACUGGAGAUGCUGACUCCUGCUUUUCCACAUCUUUUUGUUCCCAUUGGUGCUGCUGCUGGAGCAGGACGCUCAGCUGCUGCACUCAUCCAGGCUGCUACCAGGAGCUGUUUCUAUGCUGGUUUUGCCGCUCAAAGGAACUUUGCUGAGGUAAUUGCCAAGGGUGAAGCUCAAGGAAUGGUGAGCAAAUCUAUUGGUAUCAUGCUUGGUAUAGCAUUGGGUAAUUCCAUUGGUUCCUCCACAUCUCUUGCUCUUGCUUCUUUUAGUGUGGUUACUUGGAUUCACAUGUUUUGCAAUCUGAAGUCAUAUCAAUCCAUUCAACUGAGGACUUUAAAUCCUUAUCGUGCAAGUUUGAUAUUUAGUGAAUAUCUCCAUAGUGGCCAAGCUCCUCCAACCAAAGAAGUCAAUGAUGAGGAACCCCUUUUCCCAGCUCUUCCAUUUCUUAAUUUCAAUUCUUUGUACAAAGCACAACCAGUUGUCCUAUCAUCCCAGGCAAAGGAUGCAGCUGCCGAAAUUGAGUGCCGGCUGCAGCUCGGAUCUAAGCUCAGUGAUCUUGUCAGCAACAAAGAGGAUUUACUCGCUUUGUUGAAUCUGUAUAGAAAUGAAGGCUACAUUUUGGUUGAGCAAAUGGGAAGAUUCUGCGUAGUGCUUAAAGAAAGUUCUUUACCCCAUGACAUGCUCAAGGCAUUGUUCCAUGUCAAUUAUAUGUACUGGUUGGAGAAAAGUAUGGCAAUUGAAGCAAGAAGUGCUUCCUAUGACUGUCGAACUGGGGGGAGGCUGCAAAUAUCUCUAGAGUAUGUUCAAAGGGAGUUCAACCAUGUCAAGAAUGAUGGGGAAUCAGUCGGUUGGGUCAUGGAUGGCCUUAUUGCAAGGCCUUUACCUAACAGGAUUCGAGUAGGGAAUGCGGCCUCGUCUUUUGCUUCUUGAUACGAACCUCUGCCUCUGGAUGACAAUUUCCAUCUGCAUUCAGUUGAACAAUUUUAAAUAUUGCUAACAAAUAGAACAAAUAAUCAAUAUUUUCAAGUGUGCAAUAAAAUGGGAAUUAUCUUUUA